Molecule: messenger RNA, 622 nt
Organism: Anisakis simplex (herring worm)
Lineage: Eukaryota; Metazoa; Nematoda; Chromadorea; Rhabditida; Anisakidae
Source: the annotation of a GenBank genome assembly
UCUCAAAUCAGUGUCGUUGUAUAGCGAAGAGAAAGCAAAAUACAAGAGGGACGUUCUCGAGCGAAUUGAGCUGAAGGAUAAAGAACUGAACGAUUAUUUGCUAUCGUUACAAUUGGAUGAAAUCAAUCUGGAUAAGUCGGUGGAUGAACUGAAACUACCGGAAAUGCUGCUGGAACGGAGUGCUGCGUUCAACGCCCAACCAGACGCUUUUCCGGACCUACUUGACAAACUACAACGUGUUGGACGUUGUGCAAUUGAAGCAGAUCACAAAUUGGAUGAUCUUCAUAAUCGUUUGAAAGCGAUCGAAUCGCCAGAUCUAAGAAGCGAUGCUGGUUUCAAAGCAAUCGAAAAGGAAUUGGAACGUAUCAGUGAUCACCACAUGAAGGCAAGAACCAAUAACACACAGCUGCAACGAGCGAUUGCUGCGCAUUCGGAGAAUUUGCGUGUUUUGGCGAUGCCUUUAAGUGAACUCAAUAGACGCAUAUCAGGACCAGUUGUGAAACCAUCAGAAACUGCAGAAGGUGCGCAACUGAAACGGAUGUUGGAUAAGACAGAAGAAAUGCGAAAGCAACGUAAACAUUUGAUUGACACGUUAAGUCAAGAUCUGGAUCAUGACGAUAUC